AUGCAGCAACAGCUCAGACAGCUUCUACCAGAUGUGGAGGUGGGUCCUUCUGCUGCUCUCACCGUAUUCUUUGGCUCCGCUGCAGCCGUGGUGGUCUGGAAAUGGCUGGGCAAACGGCAGAUCCAGGAGAAAAUGGAAGAGGCUCGGAGGACCCGGGAUCAGAGCAUGAAAAAAAUGGAAAAGGCUGUUCAGCAGUACAAAGAACAGAUCUCCCAUGUCCAGACUGGUGCCAUCCUGUCCCUGCCCCUGGUAGAGCUCGCCGGCAGACUGCAGGAAGGGACUCUGUCCCCUGAGACAGUCCUCUACACCUACAUAGAGAAGGCCCUGGAAGUGACCCAGCAGACAAACUGCUUGCGACAUUUUAUCCCGGAGUGUGAGGAGCAACUCCACGAAAUACAACAACGGAAGGAGAAAGGGCUGCUCUAUGGCAUUCCCAUCAGCAUCAAGGAUCACAUUGGCCACAAGGGGCAUCUGUCGACCUGUGGGCUUGUGCAGUUCUUGAACACCCCAGUGGAGGAGGACAGCGUCCUGGUCAAGGUUUUGAAGAGACAAGGGGCCAUCCCAUUUGCAUUUACCAAUGUGCCACAAUCUCUCUUCAGCUACGACUGCAGCAAUACCAUCUUCGGCCAGACGCUGAACCCUCUCAACCACAAGAAGAGCCCCGGAGGCUCCUCCGGUGGGGAGGGAGCUCUGAUCGCAGGGGGAGGCUCCAUCCUGGGCAUUGGGUCGGACAUUGGUGGCAGCAUUCGCCUUCCCUCCAGCUUCUGUGGGCUGUGUGGGCUCAAACCCACGAGUGACAGGCUCAGUUUGUCUGGAGCAAGUGGCCCAGUCAAUGGGAUCCUGUCAGUUCCCUGUGCACUGGGGCCAAUGGCAAGAGACGUGGACAGCUUGGCCCUGUGCAUGAAAGCGUUGCUCUGCAAGGAGAUGUUCCAGCUUGACCCCACUGUGCCCCCCAUACCCUUCAAUGAGGAGGUAUAUUCAAGCUCUGCUCCCCUCCGGAUUGGGUACUACGACACGGAUGGCUACUUCCCACUCCCUCCUUGCAUGAGACGGGCAGUGCAUGAAACCAGGGAUGCUCUGCGGGCAGCUGGUCAUGAGUUGGUGCCGUUUGCUCCACCUCGGAUCCACUAUGUCAUGACUGAACUGUUUUUGAAGACAUUUUUUGCUGAUGGCGGCCAUGCUUUUUUGGAUCUGUUCACAGGAAAUAUUGUAGAUCCAGGCUUGAAACCACAGGUGAAUUGCUACAAGAUCCCAACACUGGGGAAGAAGCUGCUGGCUCUGAUUCUUAAACCUCUGUUUCCCCGCCUGGCUGACUAUCUGAGUGCCUUGUGUGGAAUGAGGUCAGUGAACAAGAUGUGGAAUCAUCAGCAUCAAAUAAUGGCAUAUCGCACAGAGUUCAUCGCCAGAUGGAGGGAGCUCAGGCUAGAUGUCAUGCUUUGCCCUGUCCUGGGUCCGGCUUUCACUAGAGGUUACCCUGGCAAAAUCCUAACCGCUAUCUCCUCCACGAUGUUGUACAAUGUCUUGAACUUCCCUGCUGGGGUUGUACCUGUCAGCACAGUGACAGAAGCUGAUGAAGAAGAGCUGAAGCUUUAUCAAGGAUACUGUGAUGACCCCUGGGACAGGACACUGAAGCAGGCCGUGGAAGGAGCUGUGGGGCUGCCUGUGGCCGUGCAGUGUGCGGCUUUGCCAUGGCAGGAGGAGCUGUGCCUCCGGUUCAUGAAAGAGGUGGAGAUGCUUAGCUGUGCUAAGACAGCAAUGUAG
Molecule: messenger RNA, 1761 nt
Organism: Rhea pennata
Lineage: Eukaryota; Metazoa; Chordata; Aves; Rheiformes; Rheidae
Product: vitamin D3 hydroxylase-associated protein-like
Exons: 15
Coding region: 1-1761 (586 amino acids)
Biological process (GO): fatty acid catabolic process
Molecular function (GO): fatty acid amide hydrolase activity; amidase activity
Source: RefSeq, a predicted model, not a curated record